Molecule: messenger RNA, 1780 nt
Organism: Sceloporus undulatus (fence lizard)
Lineage: Eukaryota; Metazoa; Chordata; Lepidosauria; Squamata; Phrynosomatidae
Product: cyclic AMP-dependent transcription factor ATF-5-like
Exons: 6
Coding region: 469-1317 (282 amino acids)
Biological process (GO): regulation of transcription by RNA polymerase II
Cellular component (GO): nucleus
Molecular function (GO): RNA polymerase II transcription regulatory region sequence-specific DNA binding; DNA-binding transcription activator activity, RNA polymerase II-specific
Source: RefSeq, a predicted model, not a curated record
AGCUGGGCCACUGGAGGUAGAAAGCAGAAAGCGAACACUCAGCCAGUCAACACAAAGUUCUGCAGAAGGAAAGCCUCAAGUGCUCCAGCUUCACCGUGGCAGCCAUGAAGUUAGUCCCUGGUGACACUGCAAAAUGACUGGAAGAGAUGGUGCUGCUGACAGCCCAGAACCUGUCCCAGGUGGAAGUGUCUAGUAGUUACACCAUCCUCCGAGAAUUAGGCAGUGGUUCCUAUGGGCAUGUACUGAUGGCAGUCCACCAGCGCCAAGGUGCAGACAGAUGCGGAACGAACGCGCGAUGGCUGCUUUCUAGAGCUGCGCGGAUCCCGGAGCGAAGAAGCGUGUCUUGCACGCUGCAAGAAAACCACAGCAAGAUGGAGUCUUUUGCCACCACCGCCAUCCCUGCCUGCAGGAGCCAAACCACUCCUCACCUGCCGUAUCCCAGUCCUGUCUUGAGUAAUCAUCGUUACUAUGUCCUUCGUGGCGGCACUGACCCUGGACCUGGACUUAGAUCUGACCAUGAUCCCAGCUAGCAGCAUGGCCUGCAGGCCGGAGCUGCUCAAGCACCGGCUGCCCCACGCCGGUCACUGUGAGCUGCUAGCCGGGCCUGUGGAGGAGGGCUUUGCCCUCAACGUGGAGCAUCAUCGGCUCACAGGCGAUGGCUUCUCAGACUGGAUGACGGAGCGCACAGAUCUGGCCACGCUCCUGAGUGUGUCAGGGGAGCCCUCGCUGCUCUCACUGCCCUCCCCUCCCGCUCCGGACCUGGAGGCCAUGGCCUCACUGCUCAAGAAAGAGUUGGAGCAGAUGGAGGAUUAUUUCUUGGAGGAGUCACUCUCACCAGACCAGGUAGCACCCAGCACCCCUCCCUCUGAUGGGAAUUUCCAGUUUCCCUUUGGUGAUGGAUUCCAACCCCUGGACCAUCACUGCACACCUGCUCCCUUGCAGACCUUGGAUUCAAGUUGCUUUGAGUUACUGGAGCUCUAUGGUAGAGAGACACCUACUGAGCCCCCUUUUCAGGGCAGUGAUGUCCAUGUCCCAGUACAACAGCCACCUGCACCAGCACCCAAGGGGGACCGGCGCCAGAAGAAGCGAGACCAGAACAAGACAGCAGCCCUGCGCUACCGUCAGCGCAAACGGGCUGAACAUGAAGCACUAGGGGAUGAGUGCCAGGUCCUCGAGGCACGCAACCGUGAACUGCGUGAAAAAGCAGAAUCUAUUGAGAGAGAAAUCCAGUAUGUCAAAGACCUGCUCAUUGAAGUCUAUAAGGCACGAAGUCAGCGCCUGCGUACCACCCCUGAAGGGCAAGGAUCUGUGCCUUAAUUCUCUUUCCUUCCGCAAAAGACUAACCUCAGGAAGCCAGAGGGACUGGAUAUAGACAAGAACAGAAUAAGCAUGUAGGAAUAAUGUUUGGGAAGUGGUGGGGCUUAGUAUCUUGCAUGAUGCUCUGGAGGACAGGGCCUAGUAGGUGAAUUAUGAAGACAGUUUCAGAGUUGUGAGGCUAAUGGACUCUGCAUAGAUAAAGGGUAGAAGGGAUUCCAUUUGAAAGAAACAAGGCUGCUGGAAUAGAAAAGGCUCAUGAUUCUGGUGUAGGCUUUAUCAGAAUAAAACCUCUUUCACUUCCUUUUUCUAUCACCUCUCACCCCCACAAGGGAAAACAAAUCCCAGGAACCAGAUGACAGUCUCAGAGCUUUGAGAUGUUUUUUUUAUGUAUACUUCAUAGCAUUUGUUGCUUGUGCUACUUUUUCCCAACUAUGCAUGAAUAAACAUUUGUUUUAAACACUUA